AUGAGCCAGCAAAUCUCAUUGAACCAAAGUCCUGAAGAUUAUGAUAUACCCCUAGAUUGGUUAUACAAAGGCAAAUCAAAUAAAUUGAAGAAAAAUAAAAUAUCCUCAUCUGUUAUAAAGACCACUGAGUCAUUCUUAAAUAGUAAUAGCAGCAGUAUCUCAUCUGCAAAGGUAUCUCCAAAUGUAAGCAGUACCUCAAAUGGUGUGAAAAAUAGAACAAGAUCGAUAUCUGUGUCUAAUGCUGCAUUACAAUCAAAAAAUUCUUAUAAUGAUUCGUCUUCCUCCGUUUCACAAAACAUUUUGAUGACCCCAGUGAUAAAAAAAGGUAGAUCUUCUUCUUCUACAGUAAAAAACAAGCCUGUUCUAUCUAUACCAACACCAAAUUCACAAAUUAAAAGAUCUUCCCCAAUAUCAGAAGAUCAUGGAUCAUCCAAUACUCCAUCUAUAUCCAUUUCUUCUAGCACCAAGAAAUCUCUCUUUGGUUCUCUUUUUGGAAAAAUAUCAGCUUCAAAGACUCCAUCUCCUACAACUAAAAACAUUUCAAAUAUUACCACCUCUACUACUCCUACCACAAAAAAUUCAGUCAGUUAUAAUUCUGAGAAAAAUCCAAUAAAUAAAAAAACAGUGACGCCUAUACAACAAACCCCUAUAAAUGAAGUAGCUUCUCCCUCCAUACAGUCACUUUUACAGCCGUCCUCUUCAGUUUCACAUAUUUCCUCCUCUUCUUCAUCUUCUUCAUCAACUUUUGAAAAGAGCACUACACCAACUAAUACAAAUUCCUCAAUAUCAUCUAAUGAAUCUGUCCUAGAUUUAUCAAGUAUUAAAUUGAAAAGAGUAACUUUCAGUGUCGACAAGUUUAAUGGUGACCCACCACAACAAUUACCAACAAGAAAGCCUAAACAAGGUAAUAUCUUGGUUCCCCAUGAUCUUUUAUCUGAGGUUCCCUCCAUCUCCAUGGGAAUUUCAAAUACUAUUAAAGAUAGUACUCAUGGCAAUGCUACCACUAAUAAUAGUUCAAUACUUGUUAAAAAUUCUAAAGAAUAUGAGAUUGCCAUGGAAAAUUACAAAAAAAUGCUGCAAGAGACUGAAAAACAUCAACAAGAAGCGCAUGCAGCAGCAUUAAGAAUAGCAAGGGAAGUGGAGAAUUUUUCAAAUACUGGAUCUCAAGCUACAACAAAUAAUACCUCAAUAGGGAAUACUAUCGAUGAUAAAUAUUCAAGUGCAAAUAAUCAGGAAAAUUCUAAAAUAAUGAAUUUUGAAAUAGAUAAACCAAUACAUAUCAAUGAGCAUCCUUUCCAAGAAACAGAAGAUACAAUAGUUUCAGAGAAGAAUUUAACACUUGAUGUCAUAUAUACUAGAUGUUGUCAUUUAAGAGAAAUUUUGCCAAUUCCAUCAACAUUAAGACAAGUUAAGGGAAAGACAGCACCUUUACAAGUAUUGAAAUUUUUGAAUCCAAAGCCUACUUUAAUUGAUAUUCUAUCGUUUUGUGAUUUCAUAUCGAUCGUACCAAUUAACACUAUUAUUUUUGAUAAUGUCAAUUUAUCAAAUGAAAUGUUUGCUAUUUUGAUUAAAUCUAUCGUCAAAUCGCAAGUAUUGGAAAAAUUUUCAUUGAAAAAUGUUCUAAUUACAAAAGAAAAUUGGACAAUUCUCUGUAAAUUUUUAUUAAUUAACAAAUCUUUAAUCAAGCUGGAUUUGUCACAAACACACCUGAAAUUCAAAUUGACAGAUCAUGUUACAAAUCAAAUAGACAAAAACGAUAAUGACUUAAAUUGUCUAAGACACAAUAUGGAUUGGGAUUUAUUUGCUAAAGUGAUAACUAUAAGGCAAGGAAAACCAUUGGAAGAAUUAUUAUUGAAUGGUAUCAAAUUUAAUAACAUACCAUUGGAAAAAUUUAACAAUUUAUUAAAUUCGAUUACUAAGCAAACAUGUUUACAAUCAUCGAAAAAUACUAAGAUAGUUAAAUGCCGUCUUGGUUUGGCAAAUUCUAAUAUUUCCUCUGAUUGCCUUAAAUCCAUUUUUAACUGGGUAUCUUCUAAGAACCAACAUUCACAUGAAAGUAUAAUUGUACAAGGAGUUGAUUUUUCAUUUAAUGACUUAUCACAAUAUGCCAAAUCUAUGGUUACAAGAUUAUCAUCUUUACCCUUUGAAAACUUGGAGUUUUUCUCAUUAAACAGUACAAAUAUUUUAAAAGCUUAUGAUAUGGCUUUAUUAUUAAAAUACCUAUCUCAAUUGCCAAAUUUGAAAGUUUUGGAUUUGAGUAACUUACCACAUCUUUUUCCUGAUGUACUACCUUAUAUUUACAAAUAUCUCCCUAGAUUUCCAACUUUAAAAGUAUUAAAUAUCGAUAAUAAUAAUCUAACUUAUAAACAAAUGGGUGUCAUUUGUAAUAUUCUGAUCAAAUGCAAAUCAUUAAGUAAUCUAUCAUUGAUGCAACCAACUGUGCAUUUUAAAGGUCAGGAUGCUUUUAUGGAACCAGUAGAUAACCAUACUACCAAUAAUAGUGAAGGAACCACAAAUGAUUCAGCUAAACCAAAAUUUGCAAUGAAUGGGUUGUGGGCAUCAUUAUAUCGACUUGUAAGAGAUUCGCCGAAUUUGAUUAGUUUAGAUGUAAAUUUUGAAGAAGCACCUGAAGAAAUUGAGUCCAGAAUCGCUUUAUGUUUAAUGAGAAAUAUGAAUAAGAAGAUGGAUGCUGAUUUCCAAUUAGAUGAAUUAACUGUACAGGAUGACUUAUUAUUUGAUGGUGAAUUGAUCACAGGUGGUGCUGAGAUGAUUUUUAAGAAAUUAAAUAAAUUAAUUUCUGAGGGUGAAGGAGCUAGUGACCUAGGGGAAAAGAGUGGUAAGACGGGCGUUAAUGCUAAAAAAUAUUUACUGAAAAAGUAUUUUGAAAACUUGUAUAACGUCCAUGAGAAUGUUAUCCAAAAAAUUGAUUGUUUAUUUGAUAAAAGAAAUUCUGGUGAAUUAACUAUGAAAGAGAAAGAAAACCUGUUAAGAUUUGUUAUGUUAGAAAAGAAUCUCGCACAUAUUUUUCAAAUUUUUGAUCAUUCUCCAUAUUUAGCUGCAAUUAUUGAUUCUCUGAAAGUGAAACACUAUGUUCAAAGAAGACAUUGUGCUGGCUCCACUGGUAUGUACGGAACUGCUGAUCAUGAAAUCGAUGUGACAAAUCCAGCAACUGAUGCAGUACCAGAAACUAGACCACAUUUAAUGGCAACGGACUCAGGCAGAACUGUUGAUUGUUUAACUGGUAAACCUGUUUUAUUUCGUCGCAGUUCUACUACUUCAAUUCAAGGGAAAGUCCAACAAGAAGAAGAAGGUGAAUUACAUAAAUGGGGUUUUUUCGUUCAACAACAGAAUAUGCUUUAUCCAGAAGGCACUGUUACAAAUAUAGAAUCUAAUUCAAAUAAUACCAAGGAGAUUAUGAAACAAGGAAAUGAAACUCCUGGAACAAGCAUGUCAACUCCAUUAUAUAUUCCUUUGGAAACAAGAAAGAGAUUGAUCACUAAAGUUCCAUCUGGUGAUGAAUUAAGAGCUGCAAUUAUGAAAGCUAAAGGUAUAGAUUCAAUUCAAGAUUUAAUUCAAAAUGUUAGUGAUGAACCGCUUGCAUUAGAGUCAAUCUAUGGGGAUUCUGUAAAAGUCAAUGAAACAUAUGAUAAACUUCUUAAUAAUCUUUCAGCAAAUAGAUCAGCUAAAUAA
Messenger RNA from Arxiozyma heterogenica, 3690 nucleotides. It is a transcript of the gene GIP3, whose product is annotated as protein phosphatase regulator GIP3. The transcript has a single exon. The record is from RefSeq and is a predicted model, not a curated record. The coding region runs from base 1 to 3690 and encodes 1229 amino acids. Lineage: Eukaryota; Fungi; Ascomycota; Saccharomycetes; Saccharomycetales; Saccharomycetaceae.